AUGACGUUGUUUUAUUGUUGCAGAGAUGAUGAAGAUGAAGAUGAUGAAGUUUGUGGUGUUGUUGCUGCUGAUGGAGCGAGCUGCAGCUCAGCAGAGAGGGCUGUUCCCAGCCAUCCUGAACCUGGCCAGUAACGCGGUGAUUAGCAGUAACGCUACGUGUGGAGACCCAGAGCCAGAGGUCUACUGUAAGCUGGUGGAGCACGUCCCAGGAAGACGCAUCAAGAACCCUCACUGCCCCAAAUGUGAUGCUAACUCCCUGCUGGCUAAAGAACGUCAUCCAAUAACAAACGCCAUCGACGGGACCAAUCAGUGGUGGCAGAGUCCCAGCAUCAAGAACGGACGCCAGUUUCACUGGAUCACGAUAACACUGGACCUCAAACAGAUCUUUCAGGUCGCUUACGUCAUCAUCAAGGCAGCUAACUCACCUCGACCAGGUAACUGGAUCCUGGAGCGGUCUCUGGACGGCGUGACCUUUGACCCCUGGCAGUUCUACGCCAUCAGCGGCGCCGAGUGCCUGUCUCACUACAACGUGACGCCGAGACUCGGACCGCCGACCUACAAGAGAGACACGGAGGUCAUCUGCACGUCGUACUACUCCCGCCUCAACCCACUGGAGCACGGGGAGAUCCACACGUCCCUGAUUAACGGCCGCCCCGGCGCUGAUGAUCUGACCAAUGAGCUGCUGAACUUCACGUCGGCUCGUUACAUCAGACUCCGGCUGCAGCGAAUCAGAACGCUCAACGCCGACCUGAUGACGCUGAGCACCCGCGACCCCCGAGAGAUAGACCCCAUCGUCACCAGGAGGUACUAUUACUCCAUCAAAGACAUCUCUGUGGGCGGCAUGUGCAUCUGUUAUGGCCACGCCCAGAGCUGCCCGCUGGACGCCGUUACCAAGAAAAUGCAGUGUGUGUGUGAACACAACACCUGUGGAGAGAGCUGUAACGAGUGUUGCCCCGGUUACCACCAGCAGCCAUGGCAACCAGGGACCCUCUCAGAGGGAAACACCUGUGAGAAGUGUAACUGUCACAACAAGGCGUCUGACUGUGUGUAUAACCAGACCGUCUCUGAUUGGUCACUGAGUCUCGACGCUGACGGCGUGCGUCGGGGGGGCGGAGUCUGUUCCAGCUGUCAGCAAAACACGGCCGGGAUCAACUGUGAGAACUGCAAGGACGGGUACUACAGGCCCUCAGAGGUGUCUCCAUACUCUGACUCUCCGUGUGUGGAGUGUGAGUGUGAUCUGAGAGGAUCAGAGUCUUCAGUCUGCAGCAGAGACGACACACAGCCAGGAGUGUCAGCAGGCCAGUGUGUGUGUAAAGAAGGCUUCUCAGGUCUCCGCUGUGACCGCUGUGCGUUUGGCUUCAGAGAUUUCCCGCUCUGUUCUCGCUGUGAGUGCAACCUGUCGGGCAGCGUCAACACCGACCCCUGCAGCGCCUGCACCUGCAAGGUGAACGUGAUGGGAGCUCACUGUGAUCUGUGUCAGCCGGGCUUCUACAACCUGCAGGCCGGAAACCCUCUCGGCUGCUCCGACUGCUUCUGCUUCGGAGUCUCUGACGUCUGUGAGAGUUCAGAGUGGAACACAGCACAGGUGCAUCAUACAGACGCUUGGCUCCGCCCCUCUCUGGCCCUCCAAUCACUGCCUGUUGUCCACGGCAACGACCUCCCCAUCCCCAACAACUCCUCUGGCCACGCCCACCAACACGUGCUGUCGUGGGCGGCGCCUGACCGUUUCCUCGGCAACAAGCUGGGGUCUUAUGGAGGGGUCCUGACCUUCUCUCUGAGUUAUGACGUCCCAUUGGAUAAUGAAGACCACUCUCUCCGCGCCCACUCUGACAUCAUCAUCCAGGGAAACGGACGAUCCCUCCGUCUCGCCCCCCCUCUCCUCCUCUUCCUCUCCGAGCUGGCCGAGCGAUCGGUUGCCGUGGCGAUCGUCCCGCAGCGUUUCCUGGACGAUGAGACGGGUGUCCACGUUACCCACGAUGCACUGCUGUCGGCGCUCAGCGACGUGACAUCACUGAGGGUCAGAGUUCAUCUCAACGCCUCCGCCGACGGGCCCAUACGUCUCAGCUCUGUGUCUCUGGACGUUGCCGACCCAGCUUCAGUUUCUGGCGUCCAGGCGGUUGCCGUGGAGACGUGUGAAUGUCCGUGGGGUUACAGCGGCACUUCCUGUGAGGCGUGUCUUCCAGGCUUCUACCGGCUGGGGGGGGUCCUGUUUGGGGGGAACUGUCUGCAGUGUGAGUGUAACGACCACGCAGAUCACUGUGACACCAACGGAGUCUGUUUGGGAUGUUCCCACAACACCAUUGGUCCUCACUGUGACCAGUGUCUUCCUGGUUUCUACGGCGACGCCACCGAGGGGACUGCGGCCGACUGUCGGGUGUGUCCGUGUCCUCUGACGGAGACGUCCAACAGCUUCAGUCCUACCUGUGUGUUGGAGGAGUCUGGUCAGGUGUUGUGUGACAGAUGUCAGGACGGUUACACCGGACCUCGCUGUGAGAGGUGUGCCAGUGGUUUCCAUGGUAACCCCCAGGUGCUGGGCGGGGCCUGUGAGCUGUGUGAGUGUAACGGGAAUGUGGACGUCAGCGAGGCGGGGCACUGCCACACCGUCACCGGGGAGUGUCUGCGUUGCCUCGGCAACACGGCCGGACCACACUGCGAGGUCUGUCAGCCGGGUUACUAUGGAGACGCUGUGCACGCCAAGGACUGUCAGGCGUGCGGCUGUGAUGUCAGCGGCGCCCUGUCCAGUGUGUGUGAUGUCACGACGGGUCAGUGUUCAUGCAGAGAAAACGUGACGGGACGAGCCUGUGACCGCUGCCAGUUUGGGUUUUUCGGGCUGCAGAGCGGCCGGGGAUGUCGGCCCUGUAGCUGCAGCCAAUCAGGAUCUCUCUCUGAGUCAUGUGACAAGGAGGGGCGGUGCCAGUGUGUGGAGGGCGUGGCCGGAGACGCGUGUGACCGCUGUAGCCAUGGUUACUUCGGUUUCCCCGCCAUCGGCUGCACAGCAUGCACCUGUGAACACACCAGAGGGAACUGUGACCCGGAGAGCGGCGAGUGCAUCUGCCCCGCCCAUACGGAGGGAGUCUCCUGCGACAGGUGUGAGGACGGUUACUGGGGUCACGACCCCGUCACAGGCUGCAAGCCGUGCAGCUGCAGCGCAGCGGGAAGCUCCGCCCCUCAGUGUGAGUUGACCAAUGGUCAGUGUCUCUGCAGAGAGGGCUUCUCUGGCAGGUCAUGUGACCAGUGCGCCCGCGGUUACCACGGUUACCCAGAAUGCUCGGCGUGCGGCUGCGACGUGACGGGAACGGACGAGAAGUUCUGCAACACGACGCUGGGAGUGUGUGACUGUCGAGACAACGGGGAGUGUGUGUGCAAGGUGGGCGUGUCUGGGCGGCGCUGUGAGGAGUGCGUCUCUGGUUGGUUCGGCCUAUCAGCAGAGAGUCCUGCCGGCUGCUCUCAGUGUUUCUGUUCAGGACUCAGCACGGACUGUGAGGAGCAGGGAGGACUGCACAGAGUACCUGUGACCCUGGAUGGCUCUGCUGCUGCCCUGUCAUUGGUCAGCCAGUCUAACCUGCAGGGCGUAGUGUCUGGAGUCUACCAGCAGGACGGGGACACGCUGCUGGACACCCGGCAGAUCAACAGCAGCCGGCUGGCCGGCCCGCUCUACUGGAGGCUCCCCCCCCACUUCCAAGGCCCGCAGCUGCUGGCGUACGGCGGCCUGCUGUCUUACAUCAUCACUUUCUACGCUGAGGAUGGCUCGGGGCUGUCCAAUCAGGAGCCUCAGAUCCUGAUGAGGGGAGGGGCCAUGAGGAAGCUGGUCAUAUACAUGGACAUGGUCGCCCCUGGCAACGGCGUCAAGACUCAGCAUGACAUUAGGAUGACAGAGCACAAGUGGAAGUAUUUUAACUCAGUGUCUGAGAAGCCGGUGAGUCACGCUGACUUCAUGUCCGUUCUCAGUGACGUGGAGUACAUCAUCAUUAAGGCUUCUUAUGGGACUCUACUGCAGCAGAGCAGGAUCUCUAACAUCACCAUGGAGACAGCAGUGGAGGCGGGGCUAGAUGAGGAUGGAGGCGUGGCCAGACUGAUUGAGUCCUGCAUCUGUCCGCCGGGAUACACGGGACUGUCCUGUCAGGAGUGUGCUGAAGGAUUCUUCCGGCAGCCUGUGUCUGAGUUGUCGUCUCAGAGUCAGAAGUCUCUGUUUGUUCGUCUGUGUGUUCGAUGCCGCUGCAAUGACCACAGCGAGCGCUGCGACCCGGAGACUGGAGCCUGUCAGGGCUGUGAGCACCACACCAGCGGGCGGAGCUGCGAGCUCUGUGCCCCGGGGUAUUAUGGGAAAGUCAACGGCUCCAUCAGCGACUGCUCGCUGUGUGCCUGCCCCCUGCAGGACAACAGUUUCAGUCCCAACUGUGUGUCAGACGGAGCGUUUGGGGAUUUCGUCUGCUCAGCCUGUCAGAUGGGAUACGAGGGGAGAUACUGUGAGAGGUGUUCAGUUGGUUACUAUGGAAACCCGUCAGUGGCAGGCGGCAAGUGUCGGCGCUGCGGCUGCAGUGAUUGGGGCUCGCUGGUCCCGCUGUGUGACGCUCUGACUGGACGGUGUGAGUGUAAGGCCGGGGUCAAAGGUCACACAUGUGACCGCUGUGAGGAGAGACACGUCCUGCAGGAAGAGGAGUGUGUGUCGUGUGAUGACGAGUGUACCGGCGUUCUAUUGGACGAUCUGGAACAAAUACACAACGACUUCCUGUCUGUCAACCUGAGCGCCGUUGCCAUGGCGCCGUACCGCCAGCUGGUGCUGCUGGAGAACGCGACAAGAGACAUCCAGGCGGCGUUCCCAGAGAACGGCUCGGUCGCUCUGCGUCUGUCCGGAUUGGAGGAUGAACUCAGUCAUGUGACCUCUGACCUCAGCGCUCUGCUGCAGCAGGUCUCCCAUCUGUCUAACGACCUGGAGAAAGUGGGCGUGUCCACCAACCAGAGUCUUUCCCAGGGUGCAUUGCUGCUGCAAGGAAUCAGCAGCCUUCAGGAAAACAUCCAGGAGCUUCAGAGGGAGGCAGGGCUUCUGAACCAGAGCGCCGCGGAGCAGCUGGAUUCAGCCAAUCAGAAGGCUCUGCUGGAGGAGGUGACUGCCAUGUUGGAAACCUUCCGCGCCGUCAACAUGUCGGCCGCUGGGGCAGCGGCCAAUCAGGAGCUCCGUCUGUCGGGGUCGCUACUCCGCUCGCUGCACGAGGACUUCCUGUCCAGCAGAGCGCCGGUUGAGGACAGGCUCCGCCCCCUCUCCGCACACCUCUCUGUCGUCAUGGAAACACUGCAACACGCAGACACACAGCUGAGCAACAACGCACAGCGAAACACACAAACACACACACUGCUGGACGCCACACACACACAGCUGCAACACUACCAGUGUGCGUGUCAGAACCUGAGUGUGGACUUCCUGUUGUUGGACGGAGAGAUGGAGGAGAGUCAGCUGCUGCUGGCCGACACCGUCGACCUCACGGAGGAAAUCACCAACAGCACCUCAAUGGUGGAUCAGCUGAGUGAGCAGCUGGCUCGGUGGCGCCCCCUGCUGAGGAACCAGGUUGACUCUCUGGUUGUGGGACUGAAGAUGAGCGACGCUCUGGAGAAGGUUUACAGCGCAGAAAGCCACGCCCACCUGCUGCAGAGCCACGCCCACUCUGUGCACAGCUCUCUGUCGUCGGUGUGUAACGUGUCUCAGAACGGCAGCCGAUUGGUUCAGCUGGACAGUGACAUCACAGAACGAGUGGACUCGGCGCAGCAGGUCGCCGCCAUCGCCCAAGCCGCCGCAUCGCUGGCUCUCAACACGAGCGUCCAAUCAGAGCUGCCGCUGUCAGAAGAGGGCGGAGCCAGACUUAAAGCCAGCGCCGCAGUUUUAAAAGAAAGUCAACGAAUCAACGAGACCGCUGAAGAGCUGCAGCUGAAUGUUUCCAUGGUAACCAGCCGGCUGGGAUUGGUCAGAGAUAGCGUGCGUAACUCCAGCCUACUCCUACGUCAGCCAAUCAGAGAGCUGCACAGCCUGUCUAACGGCUCCUCUGCGUUGCUACAGGUGACCGUGACUGCGUCUGACCUGCAGGCGGCGCUGCAGCGGCUCCACCGCCUCACCCUGCAGCUGCAGAACUCUUCUUCUGUGGUGGUAAACACCAACAACACCGUCAGGGAGACCAACAAGCUGGUGACACACACACACUCUGCAGCCAAUGAGGCGCAGCGUAAACUGGAAGAGGCGGAGCAUCGUACGGAGCGUCUGAUGGAGCGGAUCAAGCCGCUGAGCAUGCUGGGAGAAACGCUGAGCAGGAAUCUGUCUGACAUCAGAGAGCUGAUUGACCAGGCCAGACGCCAGGCCGCCUCGAUUAAGGUGGCGGUCCAGGCGGACAGAGACUGCGUUCGGUCCUACCGGCCGCAGAUCCUCUCCAGUAACUUCAACACUCUGAGUCUGGUCGUCAAGACAACCAGCCCAGAAAACCUGCUCUUCUUCCUGGGCAGCAACACCACGGUGGACUUCCUGGCCGUAGAGAUGCAUGCUGGGAAGGUGUCUCUGGUUUGGGACGUGGGUUCAGGCAGCAGCAGACUGGACUUUCCUGGAGUGGACAUCAGCAACAACCAGUGGACCAGAAUCAACGCCACACGGUUCGGGGCCCACGUCUCUCUGUCGGUCCAUCAGCUGGAGGCAGAGGCGGCGCCGUUGCCCGCGGUGACGGCGACGUCACCGGGCCCAGCCCGAGUUUUAGACAUCGACAGGAACUCUGUGAUCCAUGUCGGAGGACUCGGAGCAGAGACCCGGCGGGAGGCGGCGCUGAGGGCCGACAGCUUCCAGGGCUGUCUGGGGGAAGCCUCGCUCAACGAGAAGAACAUCGGACUCUGGAACUACGUACGCAGGGACGGAGCCUGUGGAGGCUGUUUCAGCAGUCCCCAGGCGGAGGAGACCUCCUUCCACUUUGAUGGAUCUGGCUUCUCAUUGGUUCAGAAGUCUCUGCGAGCGACCUCCACCUCCAUCGUGCUGCUGUUCAAAACGCUGUCGCCGGGCGGAUUACUGCUCUACCUGGCCUCCAACAACACUAGGGACUUCCUGUCCAUGGAGCUGGUGGAGGGGCGUGUGCAUCUGACCUUUGACCUUGGCUCUGGCGCUCUGACCUUGACCUCCAGCAGGAAGUACAACACCGGCGUGUGGUACAAGAUCACGCUGCAGAGGAGCAAACGCAAAGGUUACCUGUCCAUCAUGGCUGCCGACCAGUCAUCAGAGAAGGAGGUGUUGGAGGCGGAGUCUCCCGGCUCGGCCUCGGACCUGAACCGCUCCGACCUGGACCCCAUCUACAUCGGAGGACUUCCUGCCUCCCGCCCAAUCAGGCGACAGGUGGUGUCCAGGUCGUACGUGGGCUGCAUAAAGAACGUGGAGAUCGCCCGGUCCAACUUCGACCUGCUGAGAGACGCGUACGGCGUCCGCAAGGGCUGCGUCCUCGAGGCGGUGCGCAGCGUGUCGCUGUUGGCCGGCGGCUUCGUUGAGAUCGCGGCGCCAUCAUUCGGUCAGGAGGCGGAGCUUCUCUUCUCGUUCUCCUCCCUCAACCAAUCAGGAGUCCUGCUGGCUGCCUUCAGUGAGGAGCGGACACAGAGAAAGCACUUCCUGUCGGUGCAGCUGUUCUUGGGAGCGCUGGAGGCGGAGCUUGGCGAGGUGGGCGGGGCUUCUCGGAGGGUGACGGUGGUGAAACCUGACGGAGGAUCCUUCAGCGACGGAACAACACACUCUGUCAUUAUCAACGUCAACAGGAAGUCUCUGUCUCUGCAGGUGGACGAGGAACAAAGGAAGUCUGUCUCUCUGUUGCCGGGUGGAUUAUCUCGUCUGUCUCCAGCCUCUUUCUUCAUUGGUGGGCUGCCAUCAGGGGAGGAGUCUCGUCUUCCAAUCAGAUUACAGGAAGUGUACCGGAGUUUCAGAGGCUGCAUCCAACACCUGGUGCUGUCCGGAGCACUGGUGGACCUAUCAGGGGCUGUGAAGUAUGAGGGGGCGGAGCUCGACAGCUGCCUAUUGGAGGAGAGGGCCGGAGGGGUAGUGCUUCCUGAAGACCAGGAUGUAGAGCCAACUGCUGACCCCGCCCCCCCACCUGGAGCCCCGCCCACCCAGCAGGGCGCCCUCCCACCCGGAGCGCUCACGUGUGCGUUGGAGGUGGAGCCUAGCUUCCUGCCGACGGCGGUUCAGUUUGGUUCGUCCAAACACAGUCACAUGACCUUCAUCAUCACCCCGGACGCCAUCAGGAAGAGUGUCUCUCUGAGGUUGUCGGUGCGAAGCCGGGCGUUGGACGGUUUGCUUCUCCUCCUCUCAGACUCCAAACAGAUGGACUUCGUCGUCCUCAGACUGAGCGCCGGACGCCUGAUGAUGUCAGCAGAUCUGGGCAGAGGCGCCGCCUCCAUCACCUCCUCGGUCAUCGUUAACGAUGGAGAGUGGCACGCUGUGAGCGGCGAGGUGAGCCGGCGGUCCCUGUCGGUGUCGGUGGACGGGUCGAGUCCAGACUCUGCGUCUCUCAGAGGCAACCAGCUGGACGUAGACAGCAGACUCUAUCUGGGAGGACUGCCACACACACACUCCACCCGCAGGAUCAAUGCCAGCAGCAGUCUCCCAGGAUGUGUUCGCUCCGUCAGUCUCAACGGUGCCAUGUUGGAUCUGUCCAAGCCGGCCUCGCAACAUGAUGUCACUUCCUGUUUCACCACCGACCAGAAAGGAAGUUACUUCAAUGGCAGCGGAUACGCCACUCUCAUGCGUGAUGGUUAUAAGGUCGGCUCCGACGUGUCGGUGUCUCUGGAGUUUCGAACGAGCCAAUCAGACGGAGUGUUUCUGGGAAUCAGCAGCGCCAAGGUGGACGCCAUCGGACUGGAGAUGAUCAACGGACAGGUGGUGUUCAACGUGAAUAACGGCGCUGGCCGCGUGUCGGUGCGUUCCAUUGGUCCGUUGCUCUGUGACGGCCGCUGGCACCGCCUGCUGGCCAGGAAGAGCAAACACAGCCUGAGUCUGAGCGUCAACGGGCGGAGCUACUCCACCCCCAACCCUUACCCACAAUCCACCUCUGCCGAGACCAACAACCCCGUCUACCUGGGAGGCUUUCCAGUGGGGGUGAGACAGAACUGCCUGUCUACCAUCUCGAGGUUCAGAGGAUGUCUGAGGAACGUGCAGCUCGUUAAGUCUCACCUGUCUGACGCUCUGGACCUAGGCUCCGCCCACUUCCUGUCGGGCGUCACUCCCAACUCAUGUCCUGUUGCCAGGCAACGGCCAGCCGGCCUCUGAUUGGUCCAGCGGUCUGAUGAGAGUCUGUAGUGUGUUUCUACACAAAUCAUUAAAUCUCAUCUGAAAA
This is a messenger RNA of Sander lucioperca (pikeperch), 9338 nucleotides long. It is a transcript of the gene lama1, whose product is annotated as laminin, alpha 1. The record is from RefSeq and is a predicted model, not a curated record. Gene Ontology annotation, molecular function: extracellular matrix structural constituent; signaling receptor binding. Gene Ontology annotation, cellular component: basement membrane. Bases 26 to 9271 code for a protein of 3081 amino acids. The transcript has 63 exons. Gene Ontology annotation, biological process: axon guidance; cell adhesion; blood vessel morphogenesis. NCBI's taxonomy places the organism in Eukaryota, Metazoa, Chordata, Actinopteri, Perciformes, Percidae.